CAUAAUCAGAGGGGCAGUCAGUCUGUCGGCAGCGGCAGUGCAAGGAAGACAUACACGCAUCACUGCUAAUCUUUUUUUUUUUUCUCCCUGGGCAUACUGUAUGUGCAGCCUUUACAGGCACCACAGGGAACUGAAAUAAUACAAAGAUCUUCACGUCUGCUCAUCCACUCGUGAGCCAAGAUGCGGUGGCUGGUUCCAGGAGCGGUCUUGGUGCUUGUCUCACUCUCCGCAGGACAGCGAAGUGUAGAGACUGUUGACUUGGCAGGCUCUCGCUAUUUCAUCUCCCAGACCUCGCCUUACGUGCCCAGCCUCAACUGGUUCCUCGCCUACCAGUACUGUCGCACCAUUGGCAUGGAGCUUCUCAGCAUAGGCACUGCUGAGGAGGCUGAGCUCAUAAACUCCUAUCUUGCUGCCAACCGUUUGAGUGACCGGGACUACUGGACGAGUGGUAACCAGCUGGGCUCUCACCUCUGGAUGUGGAUGGCCACUGGGCAGCGCUUCAACACCACCUUCAACUUCUGGGUGCAUGACGAGUCUUUCACCAAGUCAACAGCUGCGUGUAUGAGUGUAAAUAAUGGGGCUUGGGUGCCAGAGGACUGUAUGCAGGAGAAAUUCUUUAUCUGUGAACUGACACGGUGCUUCUUCGUCAAUUUUGUGAGCGCCAACCGGGGCUCAUCUCAGGGCAGUUUGCCUGUUACACCCAGGAUAACUCAUCAAGGAAUCAAACCAUCUCAUCGCUCAGGCUCCCAGCAACAACAGAGUCAAGCUGCACAGAAAACUGAACAGCCUAAGACAACAGACUCACCAACACAACCAGGAGCUCAUCAGCCAACAACUCCAUCUCAGCAACAUGUUAUAACAACAAGCAGCACUACAACAGUGAUCCCCACAACAUAUGAGGAUGACACUCGUCCUACAACACAAAUGCCACUAAAAACAAUGCCUACAAUCCUCCCAGAUGAUCAGCUGGAAGAGGUGACCAUCAUUCCACAGUCAAGACCUGAUGAAGUCAAGUCUAUCGUGCAACUGAACUCAGAACCUGCAGCCCAUAACAAUGAGAUACUUGAGUCUGGACCCAUUUCUCCAUUACAACUCCUCAUUCCUCCAACUAGAGAGUUUUUGUCUUCAUCUCCUUCCUCAUCCUCUUCCAUCCCAUUGCAAGCUGAGGCAUCCACAAACUUUACAAUCCGAAGACCCCUCAGCAGAAAGGAAACAUUUAGUUGGGCUCUUCUGGAUGAACGAUCAAAAUAAUUCUUUCUCAUCUCUGAGAAUCUCUUGAUGCCAUUCUUUAGUACCACAUGUUGUUUCAGUUUCUGUAUGUUUAUGAUGCUUCAUUUCAUGAUAAUAGCAUUUUGCACCAUUCAUAGUAACAUGCUGUCAAUAACGUGAUGUAUAUGAGGUCAUAGUGUCAUAAUGACCUCACUAUAUAUUAUGUGAGUGGCAAAAAUUCUGGUGAUCUUCAUGAUGUAAAAUUAAGAAUGAAUAAAAAAAGUACCAUAUAGUAAAA
This is a messenger RNA of Portunus trituberculatus (swimming crab), 1507 nucleotides long. RefSeq lists its product as uncharacterized. Gene Ontology annotation, biological process: biological process involved in interspecies interaction between organisms. Gene Ontology annotation, molecular function: carbohydrate binding. Bases 181 to 1251 code for a protein of 356 amino acids. Gene Ontology annotation, cellular component: external side of plasma membrane. The transcript has 5 exons. Lineage: Eukaryota; Metazoa; Arthropoda; Malacostraca; Decapoda; Portunidae. The record is from RefSeq and is a predicted model, not a curated record.